Molecule: messenger RNA, 3652 nt
Organism: Esox lucius (northern pike)
Lineage: Eukaryota; Metazoa; Chordata; Actinopteri; Esociformes; Esocidae
Product: 7SK snRNA methylphosphate capping enzyme
Exons: 6
Coding region: 700-2919 (739 amino acids)
Biological process (GO): snRNA modification
Molecular function (GO): RNA methyltransferase activity; snRNA binding; O-methyltransferase activity
Source: RefSeq, a predicted model, not a curated record
UCAUGGUCAUAUAAAACCUGCGACUAUGCUAAAACUCAGCGAAAGAUAGCGGAGCUCAAGCAGUUGCAGAAACUUAGUCGUUUACAUACACCAACAUUUUGGCACAGAUCGUUGUUCAGACAGGACGAUAUUUUUUAUAAUCUUACACUAACGGUUUUCUUUCCUUUUCGGAGAGGGUCCCUCUAGAUUUUAUGUUUUUGUACUUAAAUAGAAGGUAAAUCAGGUCAGGUUUUAUUCACAGUAGUAGAGCGUUAGAAAAGCUCUUGCUAAGUCAGUAUAUGGGUGGAUUUUGUGGCGGGGAGAAAGCAGUUUCAGGAGGGCAGUGUGUGUGUGUGUGUUUUGAAAGGGGUCUGACUCUCACUGUACGUGGCUUCCGUGCGUGUGCUUGUUCACCGAGCUCGGGCACUCAUUGAAUUAUUCAUGAGACUGCGUGACGACUGAUCACGAGGGGCCUGUUUAUACAUGUUGUGUGUACUAUUUCACUACCCAGAAGCACUCAGGGCACGUAGUGGGGGGGCCGGGGUUGAAUGACUCUUUUUGUUAAUUCACACACGGCAUGAAAUUAGAGUGAGGGGUGGCAGACAGUCCCAGAGAGAGUGAAUCCCGCACCACUCCAGGAGAGAUGUGAAAUCCAGGAGGAAGACAUCCCUACAGAUUCAAUGCCAUUGGUUGAGGCACUUUGAGUCUGUACCACAAAAGAUGAUUAGAAUGUCACCAGACAAAGAGGCUGUUCUACCGCUUGAUGGACGGGGCGACACAACCGUCCCAGAAGGCCCCACGGUAGGAGGAGGUCAGUUGGAGGGGGAAGGAGGAGUGGACAGGGUGGGAGGGGUUAUGAUCGCCCCUCCUCUUUCCUGUCUGGGACAAUCUGGAUUCACCGGAAGUUUGGUUUUAAUGGAACAACCGAACCCUAACCGUCCGAAAACAGGAACUAACCCAGGAAGGACUCAACCCCUAAAGACCAGAAAUGGCCUUCAGCCUGCCUCCAACAAACCCCAAGAUCCGCCUCCUGGACAGCAGCAGCGAAUGGGGAAGCGGCGCUACUCCCUAGGUGGCGGCUUCAAGCACCCAGGCUUUGGGAAACGCCGCCGCUGCACUAACAGCGACAGCCAAUCCGACCCUGUCCUUCCCUCCAACUUUCUGUUGGGCGGGAACAUUUUUGACCCACUCAACCUCAACUCCCUAUUGGAUGAGGAAGUGAGCCGGGCACUAAAUGCAGAGACGCCUAAGUCUUCGCCCCUGCCGGCUCGGGCCAGAGACCCUGUGGAGAUACUGGUGCCGCGUGACAUCACAGAUCCUCUCAACCUAAAGAGUGGUAGAGGAGAGGGGGAGGAGGGAGGAGUGCUGGUCUCCCCCAUAAAAAACCGUAAGAGACACCGUGGCAACCGUCACCACGGGGGAGGACUGGGGACACAGUCCGAUCACCCCACACAGGCUGAGGGGUCAGUAGUAGAGACUGUGGGGGAAGCAGGUGGGGGUGUGGCUUCAGGGGGAGGGGUGUUAGGUGUAGCUUCCAUAGGAUCUCUGUUUCCAGCUGCUGUAUGUGUUACUGGUGAACUGGCUGCAGUACCAGAGGCCAACACAGAGGGCAGCAUGGCUCCACAGUCUCCUUUGCCCUACGAACUCAACACUACCAUUAAUUGUCGGGACGAGGUAGUCCCGCCCAUCCUGCCACGGAGACACACCCACCCACCUCUUAACUCCGCCUCUAAACUCUGUCCCCAUGGCGACAGUGUGCAUCGACAGCGUAAACGUUGGAGUACCACUUUGAUGAGGUCAGACCCCCCAUCUGUCACCCCGACACCCGCCCUCACAGUCACCUUCCACACACCCCUGGUCCCCGGGUCAGGCCUUAGAGGUCAGCGGUCAGAGAUGAAAGGUCAACAGCAGCCUCAGAACUCCUGCCACCACAAACCCAAGGAGAAGAAAAACAGGUUCCAGCAUGGAAACUUCAGCCGUUACUACGGAUAUCAUGGUUACUAUGGUUACCACGACGGACAAGUUGGCCCGUUCGAGGACCCUCGUCUGGGCCUGCUCCAACCUGAUUGGUUCAGAGAGAAGACGGUGCUGGACAUUGGCUGUGGUGCGGGUCACCUGACCCUAGCUAUCGCACGGCACUUCAACCCCGCCCACAUCCUUGGUAUUGACCUGGACAUGCGGCUGGUGCACGCCGCUAGGCAGAACAUACGCCACUUCCUGUCUGAACGUCUCACACGGGAAGCCCUGUGCAGGGGGGAGAUGGAGGGGGAAGGAGAGGGGGAGACAGACUGUAAACACAGAACAGAGACAGCUGAUCGAAACAGUGGCAGAAGCAAAACUAAGAUGGUGUCCAGUACCACUGAGGAAGAGGAGGAGGAUGGACAGAAGGAGGAAGAGGGUCUGAAGGAGGAGUGCAGUUCUCUAGAGGAGUUAAAGAGGACCCUGUUGUUGCUGUCGCCCCCUAGUGGCCCCCAAGGUGCAGGUCGCCCCCUCCUUCCGUUCCCCAUCUCCUUCAGGGUCAGUCGGGGUCCCAUCGCUGCUCCCCCUCUGCCUGUCCUUACCCACUCCUCCCCCCUCAACCAUGGGACACCAGGAACGUUCCCAAACAACAUCUCCUUCAUGACAGGUGAUUACUUGAAUGACAGAGAGAUGCUGGUCCAUAAUGAUGUCACAGCAGUAUAUGAUGUCAUCCUGUGUCUGGGUGUGACCAAGUGGGUCCAUCUGCACGAGGGUGAUGGGGGUGUGGUCAGAAUGUUCUGGCGGAUGUACAGACACCUCCGACCGGGGGGGAUGCUCCUCCUGGAACCACAACCCUGGAUCUCCUACUGCCACAGCAAGAAGAGCACGGAGAUGACAUACAGGAACUACCAGGACAUCAGACUGAGGCCAGAGAACUUCUCUUCUUACCUGACUUCUACGGUUAAUGACUGGUACAGAUAACACCGCUACUGUUGGUUUCACCUGUUACAGGUGACUGACUGAUACAGGUUUCCAUAGGCCAAUCUACCUCUUCCACAAAGGCCCCACCCCCAGGAAGUGAUAGGAACAUGCCCAUUGUUAGCGGUGUUAGUGCUGAGUAAAUGCAGGACUGCUGUCAUGAGCACGUCUCCAUAGAAACAACUGUCCAGAUUGAUGUAUGGUGGUGGACACCAACCAAUACCACAACUUAGAUUGGUGAGACAUUCAUAGAUUAGUAAUGUGAUUGGACGAAAGGACCUUCUGAGGAUUCUGAUUAGUCAUGAUUUAUUAACUAGACGGUUAACGGUCUCAGCAACAGACUUUGAAACACACACUGACAUGCAGACUGUAUGACAAGGGAACAGUCCACUGGGACAACAUGGCACCCUGGUUGAGCCCUGUACUGGGCCAGUUUCACCCUCUCUGAUUCAACUCCACUGUCUGGACAUGAAGCCGGGAGCAGGAAGUGGAAACUCAGCUGAAUCACAUGGAGCCAAGCUGGCACUCCCUGUGUGUUGUGUUGACACAAGUGUGUAUAUUAGAGAGGUUGUUUAUGUGUGUUUGGGAGGCUGUUAAAUGUGUUAACAAGCAGUUUUGUUUUGUUUUUGUGUUCUGAGAGGUGGGACUUCCACCCUGCCUAAUGAGGUCACUUCCUUCCAAACUCAAUAAUGUUUUAAUAAAGUAAGCUACUAUAAUAAACUUUCUGAUGAUCCUG